Molecule: messenger RNA, 3303 nt
Organism: Dreissena polymorpha
Lineage: Eukaryota; Metazoa; Mollusca; Bivalvia; Myida; Dreissenidae
Product: neurotrypsin-like
Exons: 20
Coding region: 96-2957 (953 amino acids)
Biological process (GO): proteolysis
Cellular component (GO): membrane
Molecular function (GO): serine-type endopeptidase activity; protein binding
Source: RefSeq, a predicted model, not a curated record
UGUUGCACAGAUGCAGAAUACGGAUCCUUAAAAACACAUAACAAGUGGUGCAGGAUGCUGCUUAAUGCGCAUACAUUUCUUGUUGCAUAGUGAACAUGAAGGCGUUAAGGAGAUCGAUCCUUUUAUUGGUGUGUUUGACGUUUUCAUUUAGAAUUAAGGCAUUUCAAUUAUCGUGGAAAGGCAACAGCUAUGAACAAUAUGCACGAGGCAACGGAUACAGAACCAGCAACGAUAGAUUCCACCAAUUAUCGGGCGGAAUAAUGCGUGAAGAUUGUUAUGACGGCGAUGGAACUAAAUACCGCGGGUUAAUGGCAUACGCUGAGAACGGACAGCCGUGCAUAGACUGUGCAGAUAUUGACGGCUUUAUUAGUUCAUACCCGAACAAGGGACUUGAAGAUGGUCCUUAUUGUCGUAAUCCUGUCAGUGCCGUUCGACCGUGGUGCUACGUAAUGGACAAACCACGCCGCUGGCGCUACUGUUCACGUUCGAACUGCAGACCGGAGACUCGUACUGCUAUUACCAAGGCUUGCCGCUUAGAAGAGUUCACAUGUAGUGAUGGACAAUGCGUUGUUGCCAGUUCCGUUUGUGAUAAUUACUGCAAUUGCGGACUUUGCGACGAUGAGCACAGCUGCACUUUUUGGCGCAUCCGACUCUUGAAUGGAACACACUAUUUUGGCAGGGUAGAGCUCACCAUUAAUAGUCUCAGUGGAACGGUCUGCGAUCGCUCAUGGGAUAACAAUGAUGCCACGGUCGUGUGCAAGUCACUUGGAUUCAGAUUUGGGCAUUCCAUGCCUCGGGGCCACUAUGGCCAUGGCACCGGACCAAUCUGGUUGUAUGACGUCGACUGUACAGGAGAUGAAACAGCGUUGUCGAGCUGUCAGCAUGGUGGUCUUGGAGUGUCAAACUGCGACCAUACCAACGACGUAGGCGUCAUGUGUAUGAACGAUGUGCCAACAGUUCCUAAAGCAGUUACAGAAGACCAAACCUUGAGGGUGGAGUUGGUUGAUGGACCAAAUACCCAUUCUGGACGUGUUGAAAUAAUUAUCGGGAACCGUCGCGGGACAAUAUGCGAUGAUUCGUGGGACGACAACUAUGCAUCAGUCAUUUGCAGAAUGCUUGGAUACGGUGGUGGAAAAGCUCUAAUCGAAGCUCCCUUCGGUCCAGGCAGAACGAGUAUCCUUUUCGAUGACGUUCAAUGUGACGGUAGCGAAACAUCUAUCAUUUCAUGCCCUCAUUCCGGUGUUGGUAUUCAUAACUGUGGGCACCACGAGGAUGCAGGAGUUUCAGAACAAAUCCUCAAUUUUAACGAGGACAUACAAUCAGCCUGUCUGCCGGAUGAAAGUACGAGAUACGAUCUUGGACUCAGGUGUCACAUCUCUGGUUGGGGAAAUAUAGCCUUUGAUGGAAGACAUACCGAUAAAGUAAACGUUAGACUGGUUGGUGGUGACGCACACUCUGGGCGCGUUGAAGUGAGUUACCAAGAUGAAUGGGGAACCAUUUGUGACGACGGUUGGGAUGAUAAAGAUGCAGCUGUUGUGUGCCGCAUGCUUAACCUGCCAUGGAUUGCAGCACAUGCAGUUAAGGGUUCAACGUUUGGUUCUGCGAACGAAAAGUAUGUGUUGGAUGAGGUCAACUGUAUUGGAACUGAAAUGUCUAUCGAGCAGUGUGCGCACCGAGCAUGGAAACUUCACGAUUGUAAGCCGUAUGAAUCAGCUAGCGUCGUCUGUGGCAGCGAUGCUGAUGGCACUAAAUGCCUCGAAGAUCAAUUUACAUGCGGUGAUGGACAAUGUUUGAAUGCCAAAGAAGUAUGUAAUGGUUCAUGUGACUGUAAGUCUGGCUGCGAAGAUGAGCGCAAGCAUGGAACACAUAACUGUUCAAGCAAUUUCAUUCAUUUGCAAAAUGGUACCCGAAAUAGAACCCACAUGACUGGUCGAGUGGAGAUUACCAAAAAUGGCCUCAUUGGAACAUUAUGCGAUGAUUUAUGGGACGACAAUGCUGCUACUACUGUCUGCAAAAUAUUUGGAUUCAGGUAUGGAACAGCAUGGUCAGCUGGUCAUUUUGGUUAUGGCACUGGUCCUAUCUGGUUGGAUGACUUCAACUGUACUGAAGCAACCUCGUUUUCGCAAUGCAAGAAACGCGGCUGGGGAAUUUCUGAUUGCGAUCAUACUGAAGAUGCUGGCGUGUUCUGUAGCAACGACUUGCCAUGGUCAAUUGAGGUGAAAGUAAGAAUAGAUUUAGUCGACGGACCUGACAACCGUGCUGGUCGCGUUGAAAUUAUGAUUGGCAACGAGCGAGAUACAAUAUGCGAUGAGUAUUGGGACAACACAGAUGCAACAGUCAUCUGCAGAAUGCUCGGAUAUGAAUUGAAUCUUAGGAUGUUAAACAGGCGUGACUUCAAGGUACACACUGGUAACAACGGCCGUCUGGUAUCUAAACAGGAUUUCGACUUGAAGCACCUGAUAACACAUCCCAAAUAUAGCCAUUUAACCGAAGAUUACGAUGUAGCUCUGUUAAUGGUCAAACUUAAGGAUGGGUUUGGCAUAUUGUACAAUAAAGAUGUGCAGCCGGCUUGUCUUCCGGAUGACAGUGUGUCAUACGAAUCUGGCCAAAGGUGCAACAUAUCUGGCUGGGGAGCAAAAUCAUUCGGUGAUAAAAAUGAACAGAAUGAGCUUCAUGCUGCUGAGGUUGGAAUACUCAGAGAUGAUGAUUGCCAAAAGAAAUACAAUAUUACACCAACCAUGUUUUGCGCUGGUGAUCUGGAGGGUGGUGUAGAUACCUGUCCAGGAGAUUCCGGUGGUCCGCUUGUAUGCAAUGUGAAAGGGCGAAUUUAUGUGUUAGGUGUCACAUCCUUUGGACUUGAAUGCGGUUUACCAGAAUUUCCUGGCGUCUAUGCUAAAGUAAAGGCAUUCCUGUCGUGGAUUUAUUCGGUUAUUGCAAGAUUUAAUACAAUCAUUUGAAAACAACGAACGAUUGAAAUAUCAAAACGUUUACGGAUAAAACAUAUAUAUUCUGUUACAUUGACGCAUUUCUGUAUUGCAUACUGUAAUAUGAGUGUUAUGUCUUAUGGUCAGUCACGAAUACAUUGGAAGGUAUGCACAGACAGAAGACAGACAGAAUAGUUUACUAACGUGUCACUUGUGUACAUAACAAUACCGUAAAGCAGUACAACAUCUGUCUUAAUACGUACAAAACCACUAUAAAAGAGUUUCGAGAGACGAAGGUGUUACGAGAGACAAUUGUGAUUCACGAUGCAUAUGUAUAUAUUGUUCGAAUCACUUUGAAAUAAACGAAAUGUAUAAGUUU